Ruditapes philippinarum (Manila clam) is the source of this 1178-nucleotide messenger RNA. RefSeq lists its product as uncharacterized. NCBI's taxonomy places the organism in Eukaryota, Metazoa, Mollusca, Bivalvia, Venerida, Veneridae. The coding region runs from base 105 to 1178 and encodes 357 amino acids. Gene Ontology annotation, molecular function: protein binding. The record is from RefSeq and is a predicted model, not a curated record. The transcript has 3 exons.
AAAAUAUUGAAGUAAUUUAGUCGAUUAACACCUAAUCAAUUUUUACAAACAGCAGAUAUCACGACGAAACGAAACGAAAAGAAAGUUUACUAAAUACGAUUAAAAUGCCGAUGGGAAGGAAAAGGAAGGGUGCUGAUUCACCAUCUGCAUCAACACAUGAGGAGGCUUUUACAAAAAAGUCAUGGACAGAAGAUCUUACACUGGUUGUUGAAGGCAAGAAGAUGUAUGUCUCAAAGGCUGUGUUGGCAUUAGCAUCACCUGUUUUCACAAGAAUGUUUGAGUCUGAUUUUGCUGAAAAACAUAAAGAAGAAAUCGAGUUGAAGGAUAAGAAAUAUGGGGAUGUUGUUGAAUUUCUGCAAAGCAUUUAUCCGAGUACAAGGAAACCUGUUGCCAUAGAGAAUGUAUUUCAGAUUCUUCCCCUAGCUGACGAGUACCAGGUUGAAUCUCUACGAAAAGAUUGUGAACAGUGUUUGCUCCAAGAACUGACCUUAAAAUUUGGCGUUAAGUGUUGUGUUUCUAUUUGUCGCUACCUCCAGCAAGCUGCAUUGUAUGGGUUAGAAAAACUGGAAGAGAAGUGUAUAGAGGUAUUACGUGAUAAACCUCAGAGGGAUAUAGAUAUUGGCGAGAAUUCAUACCCACUUCCUUUAGAAUGCAAGAACAAAUUGCUGAUCAAAAUUAAUAUGCAGCUGGAAGAAAACAUUAAAUCUGCUAAUGAGAAAAUUGAACAACUGAAAAAAGAGAAAAGAAAUUUAAAAACAGAUCUUGAACUUUAUAAAAGUAAACUUGUCUUUGACGCGAAGAGUGAACAAGAACGGAUAGUAAUAGAGGCUGUUGCAAAGAAUAGAGCCGAGGAGGAAAUUGAGGAGCUGAGUUGGACCCUUAAGGCAGAGAAGUUUAUUGAAGAUGGUAAAACUUACUUGUCGGCUUGGGUCUCUUUUGAGCCUGAUCGUCCUCAUAUGAUGUGCUUUGCAGAUGGCACUUUUACAUUGUUAGCCAAAGACAAGAAGAAUCUAGAAUGGUUCUUGAAAGAUGUUACCUUCUCUUCAGUAAGUUUUACCUGGGGCUGUCAGAAACUUAUUGAAUGGAAGGACUUUAUUGAUCCAGACAAUGGCUAUGUUAAUGAGGAUAAAGCCAUGCUGCAGGUGUUUAUGAUGAUUCAUGAUCCACAUGAAGCAUGA